Messenger RNA from Penicillium griseofulvum, 663 nucleotides. Its product is annotated as glutathione S-transferase family protein. The transcript has a single exon. The record is from RefSeq and is a predicted model, not a curated record. The coding region runs from base 1 to 663 and encodes 220 amino acids. NCBI's taxonomy places the organism in Eukaryota, Fungi, Ascomycota, Eurotiomycetes, Eurotiales, Aspergillaceae.
AUGACUCUCAAGCCCAUCACCGUCUGGGGCCAUGGCCCCGGCCCCAAUCCCUGGAAAGUGAUCAUGGUUCUGGAAGAGCUGAAAAUUCCCUACACGCACAAUAUCAUCCCUUUCCCAGAUAUGAAGAAAGAGCCAUUCGAGUCCAUCAACCCCAACGGCCGCGUCCCUGCAAUCCAAGAUCCCAACACCAACAUCACGCUCUGGGAAUCUGGCGCGAUUGUCGAAUACUUGGUUGAAACAUACGACAAGCAAAACACCAUCAGCUUCCCCGCAGGCUCUAAGGAAUACUACCUCGCCAAACAAUGGCUCCAUUUCCAGGUAUCUGGUCAAGGUCCGUACUUCGGCCAGGCUGUUUGGUUCGCCCGUUACCACUCGGAGAAGGUGCAAAGCGCAAUUGACCGCUACCUCAAUGAAAUCCGCCGUGUUUCUGGCGUGCUUGAACGCGCCCUGCAAGGGAAGGAGUACCUCGUCGGUGACAGGUUCUCAUAUGCCGAUGUUUCUUUCGUUCCUUGGUAUGUGUGUGCUAUCCAAUAUGAGCUUGAUGAGAAGCUUGAUAUGGAUAAGGAUUUCCCCACUGUCGCUGCUUGGUUGAAGCGGGUGCAGGAACGUCCUUCUGUUGCUAAGUCGGUUCGGGAUCGGGCUGAGGCUUCUGCGCAGCGCUAG